Acanthosepion pharaonis is the source of this 1893-nucleotide messenger RNA. NCBI's taxonomy places the organism in Eukaryota, Metazoa, Mollusca, Cephalopoda, Sepiida, Sepiidae. The record is from the annotation of a GenBank genome assembly.
AUGCAUCAGUCUUCUUGCUGCCUUGUUUACUGGUUGGGUGUUCUGCAGUUGGUGGGAACAUUGAUUGCACUAGUGACUGGGUGCCAAACUGGCUGUUCAUGCAAUAUCAGCCGGUUGCUCGAAUGUUAUGAUAUUGAUAAUUUACUGGACAUCCCUCCUGGUGUGCGUAACGUCACAGUACAUGGAAACCUUAAGAAAAUGCCGCCUGUCUUUGCUCGGCGCUCAGAUGUAGUGACUUUAGACCUUAGCUUCAAUGAGCUCACGGAAAUCCUGGCUAAUUCAUUCCUUGGACUCAACUACCUGUUAUCUCUGGAUCUCAGCUACAACAAGAUUUACAACGUCUCAAAGGAUGCGUUCCGGGGCUUAUACAAUCUUGUCUAUUUGGAUUUAAGCCAUAAUAAAAUCACGGUAUUAACCGACAGCGUUUUCUCGAACCUUACACAUCUCGUUCAUCUGAAGCUCAACCUGAAUUACCUGCAAGUCUUGUCUGGCCAUAUAUUCACACCACUGCAAAAUCUUCAUGUUAUUGAUUUGUCAAAUAAUUCUUUAGUCCAUGUUUCUUCUUUCACAUUUGCCAAUAGCAGCGUCCUCAGAUCUGUUGACCUGCGAUAUAACCAUAUUCGAACGUUCCAUGAAGACGUUUUACAAUCUUUUAAUAAUCUCGAUCAGGUGCUUCUUGAAGAAAAUCCUCUGGACUGUUCCUGUGCCAUUUUUCCAUUUGUAGAACUUUACGAUAGUAACCCGGAGCCAUUUAGUGAUUUUGAAAACCUCACCUGCCAUUCCCCACCUUCCCUUGCUAAUUACAAAGUUUCUCUUUUAAACUCUUCAGACUUUGUUUGCGAAAGCCCCGUCAUGUCCUUUGUAAGUAGCAACGUGUCCAUAAUCAGCCACAAAAACAUUCGGCUUGACUGCAAUGCAACCGGUUCACCCUGCCCCAGCAUUGUCUGGGUAACACCCUGGGGUGACCUGUUUGCCCAUAACGUUCAUUUGCACUUGCUAACAUCUAUUUCCCAGCCCAUACACAUGACGUACACCUAUUCUGACUCCAAAUAUACUUCCGACGUCUAUGUCACCAGCAAUGGCUCUCUUUACAUCCAAAAUCUGCGUGGUUAUUUUGGGGGGAGAUUCCGUUGCCUUGCCAUUAAUUCCCUGGGCAAUAGUUCCGCCACACUUGUUCUCACUAUUUACUCCCUCAUUCCUUCUGUUUACACCAUGAGCUUGAUUGUCAGUUUUGGAGCAUCUCUGUGCUUCUUAGUUUUAGGAAUAAUCCUUGGGUCAAUCCGUCUUCUUGUCCACGUGAUCCACAAGCGCAACCAGAAGUGCAGCAAGGUGUCCGUUAAGGAUCCGGAGAUUCAGCCAACAGAGAUGAAUACGUCGACUGAAAUUGAGAAGAUCAGCAGUUGCACCAAUUCAGAUUUUUCUUCAUUUGGUUCCAUACCGUACCUGGACCAUUCCCCAGGGGCUUCCCCACUCAAGUGUACUACACCUGUGGCUGGCUCAGAAUAUUACGAGAAGGGCUCUGCAGAUAUGAACAUCCGUGAGACGCUCGAUGAAGUGAGAGCACGCCUCAUGGACGGAGUUGAAAGAAGAAUGUUGAAGAUGCGGUGGCAUGUACAGACAAUACGAGACACGAGUAGCCAGUAUAUGCACUCCAUUAGGGAUACUGGUAGCUAUUAUGUGCAAUCUCUGCGGGAGUCAAGUAGUUAUGCUGCAAAUCGAGUGCGGGCAGGGGUCGUGCUUGGUGUUGAGCAAGUCAAAUACCAUGUACAGUCCAUCAAGGAACUGUGCGGCACAGGAGAGAUGGGCUCCCACACGGUGUCCACAAUCUCGGUGUCGACAGACGUUGAUACACAGCGAAGGACAGAGAUCAUAAAGUCGUAUACUUACGUGUAA